GAGGCGCAGCGCCACCCAUGUCCGCUGCGGCAACGAAGCCGCAGAUGGGCCUGGGUCCAGGCCCUUCCGCGGGCAGCCUGGCCACGAAUCCGCAAAUGGGCCUCGGUGCUGGCGCAGGCAAUGCGACGAAGCCGCAGCUUAGCCUGGGAGCGCCGAGCGGAGGUGAUGUUGCCACGAAGCCUCAGCUGGGCCUUGGGCCAUGUGGUGGAGGUGAAAUCGCAACUCGACCACAGAUGGGCUUGGGAGCUGCUGGCGGAGGUGGCUCGACUCCGACUCAGCCGCAGAUGGGACAGGCGCCCUCUGCAGCUGCUUCGAGCUUUUUCGAAGUUCUCGGCCGGCUCUUCGAUACUGGUGUAGCUACCGACGAGGACAGCAAGGAGGUUCGCGAUUCGGAAGUCCUCCUGGAGUGCAUGUACUCAGCCUGCGUGGAUCUUUCGCAGCUGCCCUUGAAGCAGAAGUGCCUCGCGCUCCGGAGCGGUGAUGGUCCUUGGGCCAUUGGCCGCCAGCAGCAGCCCAACUUCUUUGCGCAGCUGAUCCCGGACGAGUCUACCCGGACGCUGAUCUCGCGAAGCCAUGUGGUGAUUUCCUUGGACAGCGAGGGCCGCGCGCUGCGGCUAAAGAAGCUGUCGCCCAACACGGUGAAAGUGAAUG
Messenger RNA from Symbiodinium sp. CCMP2592, 651 nucleotides. The record is from the annotation of a GenBank genome assembly. NCBI's taxonomy places the organism in Eukaryota, Dinophyceae, Suessiales, Symbiodiniaceae.